UGUCAAUCCAAUUGGGGUGGGAGAGGAUUUGGAGGAUCGUCCUGUAUGAAACCUCUCCAUGGAUCCACGCAAAGUUUUAUUGCCCAUGACAACUUUGAUGAUGAUGAUCGCGGGAUCAUUGGUGUCGGCCCAACAAACGCCCAGGAGGUUGUCCGACUCCAAGUUUGCCAAGAAUUAUCAGGUCAGCUGGGGGAGUAGCAACACCAGGCUGAUGAAUCGAGGAUCACAGCUCCAGCUCCUUCUCACCAACAACACGGGAGGCUCGGGAUUUGCUUCCAAAAACAAGUAUCUCUUUGGGUAUGUGAGCAUGAGAAUCAAGCUCGUCGCCAAUGAAUCCGCCGGGACGGUGACAACGUUCUAUAUGUCUUCACAGAUGCCAUCCAAAGACCACGAUGAGAUUGACUUUGAGUUCUUGGGAAACACCAGCGGGCAACCUUACAUUGUCCACACCAACAUCUUUGCAAACGGAACAGGUGAUCGAGAGCAGCAGAUCUAUCUCUGGUUUGAUCCCACUGCCGACUUUCAUACGUACUCAAUCCUCUGGAACCGUCGGCAAAUUAUACUCUACGUGGACGACGUGCCAAUCCGCGUGUUUGCCAACAAGAUGGCGGAGCUUGGCGUUCCAUUUCCACUCACGAAACCAAUGGCUGUUUACGCCAGCCUGUGGAAUGGGGACGAUUGGGCGACUCGUGGAGGAUUAGAGAAGAUCAAGUGGAACAAAUCCCCGUUUGUGGCAUCUUUUCGGGGGUUUGGGAUCGAUGCUUGCAAGUGGUCGUCGAGUUCUCCAAGAUCUUGCACUAAGACAAGGAGGCCUCCAAAGUGGUGGGAAAGCUCGAUGUUUUUGGUUAAGGAUGAGGAUACCACGCACAAGCUUCAAUGGGUCAAAGACAAUUGGAUGAUAUAUGAUUAUUGCAAGGACUUCAAGAGGUUUUUGAGGCUACCACCAGAAUGUUGACAAACAGCUACUUUAGCAAUUAUUCUUUCCAUGUUUUUCUGACAAAUUAAAAUAACUACUAGUUGUUUGUCUUCA
Molecule: messenger RNA, 1030 nt
Organism: Selaginella moellendorffii
Lineage: Eukaryota; Viridiplantae; Streptophyta; Lycopodiopsida; Selaginellales; Selaginellaceae
Product: xyloglucan endotransglucosylase/hydrolase protein A
Exons: 4
Coding region: 59-955 (298 amino acids)
Biological process (GO): xyloglucan metabolic process; cell wall biogenesis
Cellular component (GO): apoplast; cell wall
Molecular function (GO): xyloglucan:xyloglucosyl transferase activity; hydrolase activity, hydrolyzing O-glycosyl compounds
Source: RefSeq, a predicted model, not a curated record